AUGGCCAUUACUGGUGGGACAGUGGAAACUCUUGAUGAAAUUCCAGCCCACAUGUGGACAGGUCUGCCUGACUGUUUGAGUCUUGGACCUUCUGCUAUCAAUCAAAGCCGUAUCGGUGUCUGGGCAACGCAGCUCAUUCCUAAAGGCAAGAGGUUUGGCCCGUUUGUUGGAGAGAAGAAAAAAAGGUCCCAGGUGACCAGUAAUGUUUACAUGUGGGAGAUAUAUUUCCCAGCACGGGGCUGGAUGUGCGUUGAUGCCACAGACCCCAUGAAGGGGAACUGGCUGCGCUAUGUGAACUGGGCUCACUCCAGUGAAGAGCAGAAUCUUUUCCCCUUGGAGAUCAACAGAGCUAUUUACUACAAAGUUUUAAGGCCUAUCGGGCCAGGAGAGGAGCUGCUGGUGUGGUACACUGUUGAAGACAACCCUGAGAUAACAGCUGCACUGGAGGAAGAAAGAGCCAGCAGUCUGAGCAGGAAAAAAUCACCCAGGGCGAAGCGAGUGAGAAGAAAGCUGCUGGAAAGAGCCAGACAGGCUGGUUUGGGUGAAUUCAAGAAAACAAGUGGAACCAAACCUACUUUCAAGGACAUGUGGGAUGGGGGAGACGGUCUGAAGGAGGAGGAUGAGAGGUCAUCAACCCCAGGGCCUUCACAGGAACUCCAGGAAACCCAUCCCAUGGGAAGCACUGACCAUAGAAGUGUGCAGGACAUGUCAGCAGUAACGACAGACAGGGGAAAUGGGGAGGAGGAGGAAGAAGAAGAGGAAGAAGAAGAAGAAGAAGAGGAGGAUGUAAAUGACUUGGAGGUUCCAAAUGAAGUACAACAGCAAACUGCUCAACAUUCGUCUUUAGCUGAUUCCAUGCAAAAUAGGCAACCCGCCUCCUCUCUGAGCUGCAGUGAAGAAAGCCAUAAAGAGUCACAGGUAAAAUUGGUAUCUUCCUCGCUUCCAGGACAAGAUCUGGAGGUUGAUCCUGAUCUUGACCUUGAACCUGAUCCUGAUGGUGACCUUGAAGGUGAUCUCCAUGGAGAGUCAUAUCCCUGUCAGCACUGUGAACGGCACUUCUCCACCAGACAGGGUCUGGAGCGCCACAUACACAUUCAUGCCAUCACUCACCAGCAAACGCAACUGUUCAAGUGCCGGUACUGCAGUAAAUCCUUUGGCUCACAGGUGGGGCGGCGGCGGCAUGAGAGAAGGCAUGAAAGCGGGCCCAAGAAAAGGCCUGGCUCCCUGGCUGGAACAGCCAAUCUACACAGUCCUGUGGUGCACACUGAUGGUUCAAGUCCUGACUGCAUCAGCCCAACUAGUCACUAUAUUGCCAUAGGGGCUCAGUUUACUGGAGGACCUCUGCACAACUCUGAGAUACAGAGAAAGGAGUUGGGACCUCAUGUUGACCGUCCCUUCAUAUUGGAUGAGAACGGGGAGUCUAAAGAGCUCCAUCCUUGCAAGUACUGUAAUAAAGCAUUUGGCACACACACAAACAUGCGCAGACACCAACGCAGAAUACACGAACGGCACUUGUUACCAAAGGGGGUUCGCAGGAAAGGCAUGCUGCUGCAGGAGGCAUCAGUGCAGCAACAGCAGCUGCCUGAUGAGUCACCCAGCACCAGUCCUCCACCUGUCUAUGUGCCCAGUGCGGACACAGAAGACGAGGUAGACAGGGAUGAUUAUGCAGUUGACAUAUCCAAAAACAUCUCUGAGAAUCUGAGCUUCUACAUUGAUGGCAAGAUUGUCUCCACCAGUGCAGUUAGCACCUGUGAGGUGAUAGAGGUAGACUCCAGAAAUGCAGCUCUGUUUGGUCUAGACACAGUCCUAAUCAGCCCAAAUCAGCUCAGUCAAGCACUGAAGGUGGAGGGUAGAACCAGUGCCACAAAGCAGGUCUCCAGCAUUGGCCAGCCAGCAACAAAAAGAAGAACCUCUACACCCCCACUUGUUCCCAGCCUUAAAGUGGAGACAGAAACAGCGUCUUUCACAGCCUCUUCAUCAUCUUCAUCAUCCUCUACAUCUUCUUCAUCAAACUUGCUAGUAGGCGGACUUUUCCAACAAGCCGCAGAUUCAUCAGCCUUUCAACGAGAGAAAACGGUUUAUCUCUCGCCUAAGCUGAAACAACUCCUUCAGACCCAAGACAUUCAGAAAUCAACCAUUGCUCUGUUAACAGAAAGCCAUAGACUGGCCUCCCCGCAGUCAGUCACAUCACUACAAGGGGCUUCGGGCAGGUUUAAAAGAAGAACAGCCUCUCCCCCAUCAUCUCCGCAGCUCAGUCCCACAUGUAAAGCAGAAAGCUGUAAAGCCGAGGUGGCAAGCUCGUACACCCUCAAGGUGCCUAAGCUGGAAAACCUCAGUGUGUCUCCUUCUGGAAGCGCAGUGGACAAAGAUGACAGGGACACCCUUAGCCCCCCUGGAAAUAAUACUCAAGGCCAACCCUCUAGUAGCGGAGGAAAUUCCUGUAAUCAGCAGCCCUUAGACCUGUCAAGCGCUGUCAACAAGAGAAGUGACACUGUGAACAAGGUGCUUGGGGAUUCAGCUCUUGAUUUAAGCUUGCAUCGGAAGAGCAACGCAGAGGCCGAUUCAAAGGGAGGUCCAGCACCACAGCCACUAAUAAAAAAGAGAAAGCCGAACACCAGCAUGCUUGAAAAGGUGCUGAUGAAUGAGUAUGUAGGUCUAACCUUAGCUGAGGAGGGCCCUGCGGUUUUAGCAAACCUUAGUUGUUUUCACUCUCGCUCUCCAAAUGUUGCAUCAGAGUCUGCCCACCCCUCUCCACCCUCUUUGACCCCUGUCACCAUGAACCCCUCUUCACCCGGCAACUCCAGCGUCACAUCCCCAACACCGCCUCCCCCUGUACUACCUACCAUACCCUCUCCGCCAGCAAUGCCAAGCUCACCUCUCUCUCAGCCUUCAGACUCCUCUGCACCUCUUCCUGUCCUCUCGCCAAAAAUGUCUCCAAGAUCGGUUGAGCACAAACACUUGUCAGACUCAGAGGAGAUUUUGUCAGCUGAAGAAAACAAAGACGAGGAAAAUAACCAUAUCUCUGAGCCACUGGACUCUCCAAACACUCCACUUAAAGAUCCCUUUUAUCGUUCGACACCAAGCCCUCCUGAGCCAACAUCAGUAGAUCUGCCCACUACAGAUGAUGUUUCUCUGACGAUGACAUGCAACAGUCUGCUAAAUGGUAAAAUGAACAAAGACUCCGACUCCGUAACAGAGAAAUCUUUGAAUUCUGACUUUGCUGCUCUCUCAUCUCAGCCAGAAUCCUCAUCAUCAUCCUCAACAUCUCCGCCUCCUCCACAUGAUUCAUCCCCGUCUCUGCAUCCACAAUCUCUUCCUCAGAUUAGGAUAAAAGAAGAGCCUCAGCACGGCAAAGAUGAGCUGUCCAUUAUGAAUCAUACACCUCAGGAUGGUGUUGACUCUUCACCUCAGCCUGCUGCUCCUGACAAACCCUCUGAGGCAGAGGAAGUCGACUCGACGUACUGCAAGACUUUUGUGUGUAAUGUCUGUGAGGAGCCGUUCAACUCCAUGAAAGAGCUCAGUGGGCAUAUUACAGAGCAUGCUGCAGAUUGGCCCUUCAAGUGUGAAUUCUGUGUGCAGCUGUUUGGUGAAGCCCCAGCCCUGCUUGCUCACCGGACAACACUACACGGAGUGGGCAGGAUUUUUGUGUGCUCAGUUUGUUCCAAGGAGUUUGCAUUUCUCUGUAACCUUCAGCAGCACCAGAAGGAUCUGCAUCCAAAUGAGACAUGCACACAUACCUCUGUAGAGCGUGGCAAGCUCAGACCACAAAACUACACAGAUCCAUCCAGAGCCAAAGAGGAAAGCAGUCCCUCAACACCAGCACCAGAGAUAUCUGAAGAAGCUGCUCCAUCCGAUGACUCAGAUUUAAUAAAAAAUGAGCCUAAUGUUAAUGGUGAUCAUGCAGAGGAUGGAGCAGAAGACCCCAAUGAGGAGCUGUACACUACAAUAAAGAUCAUGGCGUCAGAGGGAGGGAAGCCUAAGGGUCCGGACGUCCGCCUUGGCAUUAAUCAACACUACCCCAGUUAUAAACCUCCACCCUUCCCCUAUCACAGCCGUUCCCAUGCUGGCUCUGUGGCCUCGGCUACAAACUUCACCACCCACAACAUACCACAAACGUUCAGCACUGCCAUUCGCUGCACCAAGUGCGGCAACAGCUUUGACAACAUGCCCGAACUGCACCAGCACAUACUAGCCUGUGCCAACGCUAGUGAUAAGAAGCGUUACACUCCCAAGAAAAACCCCAUCCCCCUCAAGCAAAUAGUGAAGUGUCUGAAUGGGGUUGUGUCACCCUCAGCUGCUGCUGUAGGCCAGAGUCCUUUCCGUAGAAUGGGUCAGCCAAAGAGACUUAAUUUUAAUCAAGAUACUGGUAAAACAAAAAUGAGUGCCCUCAAUAAGAAGAAAAACCAGCUUGUCCAGAAGGCUAUUUCACAAAGAAAUAAAGCUGCCACUACAGCAAAGAAGGCUACCAUUAAAUCUGAAGAAGAGCAGGCCUCUAACGUCUGCCCCCACUGCAGUCGGGAGUUUACUUAUCCCGCGAGUCUCAGUAAACAUAUGGCAGUCAGCUGUCCCAUGAAGCCUGUUGCAAAAAAGGGCAAAAAAGGUCUAGCAGAGGUGAAAAAAGAAGCAGGGUCUGCGGUAGAUAAAAACAUGAAUCUUAGGCGGAAAGCUUCUGAAAGUGAAAUAUCACAGACAGAGCCAGAGCGUAAACCUUUGGGAAAGACCAGAGCUCGUAGCUCUGGCACGACAGACCCUGAACCAUCCCUGGCAAGCAAAGGAAAAACUGCUGCUGCACUGGGCCGACUAAAGAGGCCUGCUUCGUUCCCAGCACCAUUGUCUGUUGGCAAAAAAAGGAAGAAGGGCCAAGUUCAGUCUCUACCUCCCACCCCGACAGCUCCAGACACUCCCAAUGACACUGCACAACGGCCAGCCAUGAGAAUGCAGCGCAUGGGUAAAGAGGCAGCACCCAAGAGAUUAGCAGAAGCCAAAUCACCACCACCACAACAGCUGAAAAAAGAGGAGCGGUUCUCCCUUCGAACAAGGGAGAGAGUUGGUGGUCCAGUCACCAGGAGCUUACACACAGCCAACGCAGCUCCUUCUGCUGAGGUUAAAACUGAGGAACCACCAGUUCAAGAGCCAAAAGAGACUCAGGAGGUGCUGAUGAAGUGAGCCAUGUUGACAUUGUUGAGCAGUCCCUGGGAAUACGGUGCUCACCUCUCAGGCUAUGCUCUGGACUAAUCAAGGCACUGACAGCACUGAGGUUGACCUUUUUUCUGUGGUGGGCUUUCUCACUCAAUUCAAGUGAAGCCUGCUUAUCUCAACUGCCUUGCUGGAUUUAAGGAGGGAACUCUUCUUAUUCUUCCAUCUAUCUUUAUGAACUGAACUGAGCCUCGAUUUUAGCCAGCCUUGCAAAAAAGAAAAAAAGAGGAAAAAGAAACUGUAAAUGGCAAUGAGUUAAUAUAUACAAUACGUGUCAUUACUUGACCCAAAACAGUAAUAUUAGGGCUCCGUUAUGUUGGAAAGCUGAUAUAUUGCAAAUGGCAAUCAUGUAUCAGUUAGGGUUAGGGAAACUUGUUUAUUCUUUCGUUCCGUAUUUUCUCCAUUUGGUUGUUUAGAUUUUUGGAUGUUUCCAGAGUCUCUUAAUGCAUGUGCUGAAUAGAGUAUAAUCUAGAUUAAGCCAAUUUCCAUGUCUCUCCCAACAGGCACCUACUUCAGUUUAUACAUUGAUUUGCAAAGUAUGUAUGUUUGAUUUAAAUUUAUGUAGUCAUUAUAUUGUAGAAUAUAUCUUAUUGGCCUAUUUUUGUUUGGGAAACAAAAAUGAAAAUGGCAGUUGUUUACUGCAACAAUUGGUCCUCAGGAACACUGUAUAUGUGUGUGUGGUAAGUAUGUGUAUGGUUAUGGUUGGAUGUGCGGCCUGACAGCUAUUCCUCCAGUCUCAAUCUCAAGUAUGUCAUGUUUUUACUCGCUUUCUCAUAACUGUUUUUGUUUAUUUGACGUUAGCAGGUAAUUCCAGUUAAGUAAAAUGAUGGGAAUUCUGUUGUCUCCUUUUUAAAAUAAUGCCUGUCAUGAAAAGAAAUGAAUAUCACUCAUACAGUCCAGUGUUCUUAUAGCACUUUAAAAACAAACUGCCAAAAUUUCUAGCUUGAUCAGUAAGAUUGGCUUAAUUAAACGGUGAAUAAUGGAAUGUAUUCAGGUCUGUUGCACUCUGUAGACACUGGUCAUUUGUACCAAAGUAGUGCAAAUCUUUCAUCAAAAAUAAUACUUUUACAGCUUUUCUGCCAACAAAAUCGAGACUUUGAUAAGCAAUUUGACACAUGAAAGUGACACAUGAAUCAACUUUUUAUGCCAAAAUGCAUGAUCAUGACUCAAAUCUGAAAAAAGUUUGAGGGCAGCAGUAUUUUUUUUUUGUCAGUUAUAAGUGGACUUGUGAAAAGUUGCUUCCUGUGUCAUUUUUGUUCAAGUCAUGCCAGUGUGACAUCGCUGAACGAUUUCUGUCUUUGAGGACAUUUGUUUCAUUGAGUCAAUGUCUUUGGUAAAACUGUAGAUGAUGAAAAUGUAAUUAAGUCCAUACCAAGGAAAAGCCUAUUUUUAGUUUAUAUUCUCCAGUGCCCCCUCCACUUUCUCUCUCUUGACUGUAUCCAAUUGUACAACUGAGAUAGCAGACAAACAGGCAGUGCUCAAACACUUGUAGCGUGUUAUGGGAAAGUAAAUUCGAACAAUAUGAUUUGAAGCUAAUUUAUAUUUCCACAGGAAAUUCUUCAUGUUUUGCCUUUCAGCAUCAAGAUUAUGUAUUUAAGGAUGAACAAAGACAAAAAUCCCGAAUGACCUCAACUAAAACAUUGCUGUAAUUGACAUAAUAAAAAGAAAAAAAAUCUA
Scomber japonicus (chub mackerel) is the source of this 6873-nucleotide messenger RNA. RefSeq names its product PR domain containing 2, with ZNF domain b (gene prdm2b). Gene Ontology annotation, biological process: regulation of transcription by RNA polymerase II. Lineage: Eukaryota; Metazoa; Chordata; Actinopteri; Scombriformes; Scombridae. Gene Ontology annotation, cellular component: nucleus. The record is from RefSeq and is a predicted model, not a curated record. Gene Ontology annotation, molecular function: protein binding; RNA polymerase II transcription regulatory region sequence-specific DNA binding; DNA-binding transcription factor activity, RNA polymerase II-specific. The coding region runs from base 1 to 5166 and encodes 1721 amino acids. The transcript has 7 exons.